Molecule: messenger RNA, 689 nt
Organism: Osmia bicornis bicornis
Lineage: Eukaryota; Metazoa; Arthropoda; Insecta; Hymenoptera; Megachilidae
Gene: mRpL30
Product: 39S ribosomal protein L30, mitochondrial
Exons: 3
Coding region: 136-660 (174 amino acids)
Biological process (GO): translation
Cellular component (GO): mitochondrion; large ribosomal subunit
Molecular function (GO): structural constituent of ribosome
Source: RefSeq, a predicted model, not a curated record
CAGCUCAGCUCAGCUCAGCUCAGCUCAGCUCAGCUGUAGGAGACACAAAUAAGUAGUGAAAAUUAGAAAAUUAGAUUGCUGUUACAUAAAUAUCAUGUAAAGUUGUUGUAACAGGAGAUUUUAAUAACACACGAAAUGGCAAAUCGUACAAAUUUUCUAUUAACGUUUACACGGAGUUAUCGACAGUAUACAAAAUCAUGGCUCCCGGAUGCUGUUCAAUACGAAAAGGUUAAAUAUCAUCCACGUAAAAAGGAUCACGUGGAUCCUCCGAUCGUACCGUCGAAAGUUUUAAUGGUUCACAGAGUGAAGCCUUUCAAGGGAAAUCCUUAUUGGGAAAAAGAUAUUCUUUCGCAACUGGGAUUCGAAGAACGCGUAAAGCAGCCGGUAUUUGUAAAGAAUACGCCAGAGAUGUGCGCUAUACUUUGGAAAGUAAAACAUUUAGUGAAAAUCGUUCCAGUACAAUUACCCGAAAAAUUACCAAACGUAGAUGAGCUUACUGGAAUAUACAUACACGAAAAUGGAAAAUUUUACACAACCGAGAAACUCGAUCGUGGUCGCUACGAAGCUACUUUGCAGUUCAUGAAUUCUCCUAAGAGAAUGAAUUAUUCCACUAUAAAAGAGAAACUUCGGCUUUUAUGGAUUAAAGGAAUACUUAUUUAAUGUAAUGUAUAUUAAAAUUCUUUAUAGUA